This is a messenger RNA of Ylistrum balloti, 4140 nucleotides long. RefSeq names its product integral membrane protein GPR180-like. The record is from RefSeq and is a predicted model, not a curated record. Gene Ontology annotation, biological process: G protein-coupled receptor signaling pathway; response to pheromone. NCBI's taxonomy places the organism in Eukaryota, Metazoa, Mollusca, Bivalvia, Pectinida, Pectinidae. The transcript has 9 exons. Bases 85 to 1389 code for a protein of 434 amino acids.
GAGUGAGAGGUUCUCCUCUAAUAUUAGGGGCCAUGGAUGAUAUAUUUAAAUUAAUGAACUUUAUCUAAGGCAUAUUGCUAUAUAAUGACGAAGCAAACAAUUAUUUUCAUCUUUCUGACCAUUUUCAAUAUUAUUUUUAAAAUUAAUGCCAAAACCGUGUUAGGUUCUGUAUCAACAGCUGCUUCUCAGAAAGAAUGGGGUCAGUUCAUCACGACGUAUUGUUUUCAUGGUGACGCCUUGUUGAAUUACACCCUGAACACUACCAGCAGCACACCACCAAAGCUCUACCUGUUUCUAAAUGAAGACUGGCGUGAUGCUCUUCUGACAACAUCCGAUUGCCGACACAAGUUGUCAAAGUCCAGGGCAGUGUAUGAACUGAAUGGAACUAAUGGCAGCAUCACUGUAUCCCACUACAAACAGCCUCGCCUGUGGAACAUUCUUUAUGCGGAUUCCUACACAUGUGAUGAUGACAGACCCAUGUUUCCUGGAGAAUCUCCAAAUUAUAUCGCCUACAAAAUACAACUGUUUAAUCCCGAUGCUCUUGGCAAUCCAACUGAACAUUUUGGUGAUGAUGAAACAGGCCUUUUGAGAUUUUACCAGUUGCUGAUUCUGGCUUACUUUGUGAUUGGAUGUAUAUUUAUUCCUCGCCUACAUGAGACAUUGAAGAAAGGCGGGCCGAUGCAGCUUGUCCUGAUCUUGCUGACAGUGUCUACUGGACUGCAAGCCUUCGGCGCCUUCACCAUGAUGGUUCAUCUGCAGUGGUACUCUAAAGAUGGCAGUGGUUCUCCUUUCUUGGAACUCGUCGCAGAAUUUGUGGAUGUGCUCUCCCAGUUUGCUAUGCUGUAUAUGUUGCUGAGCUUAAGUCUAGGCUGGACCCUGGGCACUUCCUACCGGUUCUCACACUUACAGAUGAUUACACGAAAACCUGCUGCCAGGGUUAUAGGGGUCAUGGGGGUCAUACAAGCUGCCCUGUUCCUGUGGGAACAGUAUGCUGACAGAGAACAUCGGAUGUAUCAUGCACAGAGGAGCUAUGGUGGCCUUGCUCUUGUUUUUCUUCGUAUCCUGUUGGCCGCAAUGUUUGCCUGGAACCUACAAAGCACUGUAUCCUCAGAGAGAAGUGCUCUUAGAAGGGAAUUUUAUAAGUCUUUCACAAAGUGUUGUAUGCUGUGGUUCCUCUGUUAUCCAGUCAUUGUUGUCCUUUCCUGGUUGUUGUAUGAAUACCUCAGAUACAAGAUGAUAACAAUGAGUGUUGUGCUAUGCCAGUGUUUCGCAGUGGCCAUGUUGUAUAAAUUAUUUCUAUCUCGGAGUCUUUACUGGGAAAUAUCAGCACUGUCCAGUACCCUGCCACUGAGGAUUGAUAAAAACUUUGCUAUGAAGGCAUAUUCCUGACAAAAAUAUGUUGUAUCAUAGAGUAUAAAUUUAUGUUAUAAUAAUGGUUCUGAGAGAAUGGAGCCUGUAUUUUGUGAUAGAAAUGGUUGUUCAUGAAUCGAACAAGUCUGUUUGAUAUAAAUGUAUAUUGAAUUUCAUAUAUUGUAGAUGUACAUAUUUCAGGGAUGUUCAUAUUUUAGCACUGAGAGUAUUUUGUUAAAAUAUGACUCCAUAAUUUAAGUUUUGUUGCUUAUGUAGUCAUUAUUGUGUAUUGGUAAUUUUGUCAUUCAGCUUAUUUGUAAGAAAGUGAAAAUGCGUUAAAAUUUGAUUCCACUAAAUUAUGUUUAUUCAUUUUCAGAUGAAGCGAGAUUUUGUAACAGAAAAUGUUUGUUGAGCAAUACAUAUUUUUGUUGGUUAAGUAUGAAAGCCAUUCAGAAAUAAAUCAAGAUUUCAGCGAUGACAGUGAAAAUAUUGUAUUAAAGUUAUGUUUAUUGAAGGAUAGAAAUGGUGAUACACAAUUAUGUAUAAAGGCACAGUCCAUUAUACCAGGUCAGUUCUCUUUACUUUAAAUAGCAGUGUCGUGAGAAGUGACUGGAAGCUUUAAGUACUGUAUGGCGGUUUUACUUUGCAGGACUAAUGGUUUGUUGUUGUGCUGAUUUAUGAAUUAAAUUUUUUCCUAUGUCCCACAUCUGUAUCCAUGUCUACAGGCAUUUUAUGAGAUUUUGAUUCACUGUUAAAUGUUUGCUGGGUACUAAAUUCGGUGCUAUCUGUAAUAAUCAUGAACAUAGCGAAAUAAAAUCCCCAGAAAUAUUCACACGUAUAAAAUACCCAUACUAGAGAGGACAUUGUGUAAUUAGCUUACCUGGCACAAAGGGUCAAGUGAGCUAUUGGGAUACUGCAAUGUCCGUUGUCCAUCCAUCCAUCCAUCAUCUUUUCCUCUAAAUCACUACUAGUUACAAAUCACUGAGCAGAAUUUGACCAAAUUUGGUGAAAAGCAUCUUUGGCGGAAGGGGAACAUAUUUUGUAUAAAUUGUAUGGUCCGUUCCCCGGGGCCUGAGGGCAGGGCCCGAAAAGGUAAAUAGACCAAAUUAUUUAAAACCAUACUCCUUUUGUAGGAAUGAUUGGAUUUUGACCAAAUUUUUUGUCCACGUGGUGUGAAGGGUGUUUGGGUUAAGAAAACUUGAUUUCAUAUAAAUUAGUGCUCCUCCUGUAGCAAUGAUUUGACUUUGUCCAAAUUUGGUCAGAAGCAUGUUUAGGUAGAGGGGAAUCAAUUUUGUAUAAAUCCCAUCUUUGAAACAGUUGAAAUCCCCACCCCAUAACUGUAUAUAUAUAUAUAUAUAUAUAUAUAUAUAGCAUGCUUGGCAUCGAAAGAUAAACUCAUUGAUUACCUAUGAAUUGACCCUUGGGUGUUGAACACCUGUAAGGACAUUACUUCUGGGUAAAAUUUUUGACAUAGCUGAGAUACCAACUCAAUAAUCACAAUUAAACUCUCUCCUAGCAUAGAGAAAGAAAGACAGUCAUGAUAUAUGAAUUAACACAUUAGUCUUGUCCCAUCAAAGAGAUUAAGUGACUGAGCUUUAAUUUGGAAAUAUUUGAAAUACCCAACCUAUAGGUAUAUAGGUAUACUAUUGCUGGGCUUUAAGAUCCAGAUGAUUGCUACAGGCCAUAUGGGCCUCUUGUUAUGAAUUAUAACUCAAGUUAAACACUGAAGAAAAAUAAUUUUUUUACAUUAGGAAAUAUGUAUUAUAAAACUUUUUCUUGAGUAUAUUGUAUAACCAUUUGUAAUUGUAAAAAUUGUCUGUCAUCGUAAGCUCAGGUAUUUUGUUUGGUGGUCUCUAUAACUGAGGCUGGUACAAACACAACCAACAACUAAAUUACUAAGUGAACAUGCACACAGUGAUAUCAUUUACCAGAUAGAGCAAGUCUUUAUUAAGAGGUCAAAAUGUGAAGUUUCUGUAUAAUGACUUGUUGUAAUGUGUUUUCAUAUAUCUGUACUGGGAGCAAUGAACCUGUCCAUGUUGAAUGAGUCUUAGUUCCUUUGCGAGAAUCUCCAUUUAGUGUUAAAGAAAACAGUUUGUAGUAAUGUUAAUUCUCUUGUCAUCUCUUAGUAUUAAACUUACAAGUAACAUACUAUUCAUGAGAAACAAGUUUUUGUGUAAAGCCAACCUGUCAAAGUUUACAAAAUUUUCCACCAAACUGUCUAAUGUGACCACAUUUAACACAACCCUGUCUAAUGUGACCACAUUUUCUGCCACCCUGUUUUAUCUGACCAAAUAGCUAUAUAGACACUUAAUGAUGUUUUGUGGAGAUAAUUCACUGUAUAAACUGAAAAUAUGUUUUAAUAGUACAUUUUUACUAGUGAAAUAUAGGAAUACAUUCAUUUGAUAAAAACCUAUGACCAUCUGUGCGGUGAUGAUAUAAGAAAUAUUUUAUCAUCCCUUUUAAAUAUUACCACUAAUGAUGAUACAGCUUUUUGUACUUUCGACCAACCAGAGCAGUGCUUUUUAGUCACUGCAUUGAAAUUAGUCAAUUUUCCUGAAUGAACGGUAGGUGGAAUAAGUUUUCCAUGAAAUAAUUCCUGUAAAUAUUUCUGGUUUUCUUUAUUUUUGCAUAUAAAAACAUAUUUCAAAGUGUUUCUUACAUCAAAUCUAACCUCAGAUGAUCAGAGUACCACAUAAAACGGGCUAUUUAAAAUGUUGUUGUCUUGUUAAGCAUAACAUUAAACUUUUUGAUGUUAUAGUAACAUACUUAUAUUUCCAGAACUUUUCUUAA